AGGUGAGGACAGUCGCUCUAUGGGAUGGGGAGUACAGCAGGUUGUGUGAUGACAGGACUGUAUGAGGAGGCACGGUGAGAGUUAGAGCCCACCCCACCUCCCUCUCACCCAGCUGGCAGUUCCCAUACAGGGCAAUAAGGACCCCCGCUGCUUCCUCUCCAUCACUCCCCACUCUCUGUUAUCACACAUGGCACCCAGCCCUCCUCCCCCUCACUCACACAUCCCAGAUGGAUUGCAGCCUCCCAGGCUCUGACAAGCAGCUCUCCUCUCCCAGCUCUCCUCUUCCACCGGAUUCCAUGGGCUGCAGGCUACAAAGGAGCCAAGGUGUCAUCCUCGCUAUGUCCUGUUUCUGGUUAGCGGUUACAGCUUCGUAUGCUAAGCACAAUGUUCAGCUGCCAGACCUCUCUCCACUGUGGCCUCCGCACUACCAGUAUUUCACCGACAGCAACCAGCUGCCAGUCAUCUCCGGGGGAACCUGUCGGGUGGUUUCCGCUCAUCGUUGCUGCAACAGGAACCGUAUCGAGGAACGUUCUCAGACCGUCCAGUGCUCCUGCCUCCCCGGUAAAGUAGCCGGAACGACGCGAGACAAACCCUCUUGUGUGGACGCUUCCAUUGUGAUGGGGAAAUGGUGGUGUGACAUGGAGCCUUGUCUGCAGGAAGAGGAAUGUCAGACGCUUCCCGAUAACUCCGGCUGGAUCUGCUUCCAGGGAGGCCGCGUAAAGACCACCAAGAUUCACCCACAAUACUGAGACGUCUGGAGGAAUCCCUAAGGACGAUUGUACAUUUUCUCAUUCAGUGGGCGGUAUUCAAUUCUUUUCACCCCCCCUUUCACACCCGUUCUGUUUCUGCUGACAGGCGUGGUAUAAUCAUUUCAGCUCGGUACCCCUGGGGUAACGAGGACGCCCAACCCUUUGCCCAGCUAAACCUGAUUACUAUGGGCGCGAUAUGCGCGAUAACGGGGAUCACAUUAGAAAGGAGAUUGGGCGCGAUAUAUCAUUUGAAUACCGCCCAGUGUAUAUAGCAGUUUGGGAUCACGGAAGCACUGCGUGCCACCGUUCGGUCUCCCCUAGAGGUGGAGUCUGAGUCGGGGGAAGUGGGCACACUGCCGGUCACAGAGUGACAUUCACUGGCAUUGCCUCCUAAUGACUUACGGACAGAAAAGAGCAAGAAGGAAAAAAAAUGUAAAUAAAUAAAUAAAUCAUGUAAAA
Pseudophryne corroboree (corroboree frog) is the source of this 1208-nucleotide messenger RNA. RefSeq names its product chemokine-like protein TAFA-1. The transcript is spliced from 5 exons. Gene Ontology annotation, biological process: neuroblast differentiation; regulation of neuroblast proliferation. The coding region runs from base 228 to 749 and encodes 173 amino acids. Gene Ontology annotation, molecular function: receptor ligand activity. The record is from RefSeq and is a predicted model, not a curated record. NCBI's taxonomy places the organism in Eukaryota, Metazoa, Chordata, Amphibia, Anura, Myobatrachidae.